CUCGUCCUACUCCUCCAUUCCUCCUUUUGAUUUGCUCUUCUUCUCCUCCCCCUUCAAUUCAAUAGAAUCAGUGUUUUGAAUUCUUGUCUUUCACUUCUUCUUCUUCCUUGCUUUUGAUUUCUUCUGUUCAGUUCUUCACCAGCGAGCUGUGGGACCCAGUUACGCAGCCGGCCGGCCGCCCUCCCUCCUUCUCUUCUUCUUCUUCGAUAGUCGAUGCUUGAUUGAUGUGGCUGUAAAUAUCAACAUUUGCUGAAUUGAAGAGGUUGCCUUUGUGGCCGUGCUCGAUUGCCUUCACAGUGCUAACAGCAUAUAUAUAUAUAUAUAUAUAUAUAUAGAGAGAGAGAGAGAGAGAGAGAGAGAGAGAGAGAGAGAGAGAGAGAGAGAGAGGUUUUGAUUCUUUGACUAGUGGGGAACCCGCAGCAUAUAUCCUAAUCGCAUCAUGGACCCCUCCAUUAUGAAGAAGCUGCUCGAAGACGAUGAGGACGAAACCAUGCAUUCGGGGGCGGAUGUGGAGGCCUUCCAGGCUGCCCUCAAUAGGGACAUUGAAGGAGAUGCAUCUGCUUCCCAGCCAUCUGAUUCCGACUCCGCGAUUUUGUCUCAAGGAAGCAAUAAUACUUCUAGUCAGCCAUUACCACAGUUCCAAACAACUGGUCAGGAUGAAAGUACAGCAUGCGAAAUGCAACAUGACCAAAAAAUUGCACAACCGCGAGAACUCCAUUCAUAUGAAAUGGAGCUAAAGCAACAAGGAUCUGUUGCUGAAAAUAUGCAGCUAAAAAGUGAUGCCUCACAGGAACUUAGUCACUUUUCUUUGUCCCAGAAGCAACCCCAAGGUGAUCUUCAACAAGGGCAAGCAGAACAAAAAUCCCUCCAGGUACCUGAAACAACUGGCACGCCGAUUUCUGGAAAAAUUCCCGUCUCCAAUCAGGAGCAGGACAUUACACCUACUCCGCAAAGCGAAUCUCAGUACUUAAAGCUUCAGAGGAUGAGCAGUCAACAGGCAAUGAUCACUGAGCAGCCAAGCAACCCAAUGAAUCGUAGUAAACAAGUACCGUUUGGCCUGUUACUACCUGUCCUAUUGCCCCAGCUUGAUAAAGACAGGGCCAUGCAACUUAAUACUCUAUUUGGCAAACUCAAGAAUAAUGAAAUCUCAAAAGACGCUUUUGUUCGGCACAUUCGAAGUGUUGUUGGGGACCAGAUGCUCAAAUUGGCAGUAAUGAAAGUACAAUCGCAGCAUACAAAAACUUUGCAGCCAGGUCCUAAACACCAGUUACUGCCUCAGGCUUCAGUGCAGCAACAGUCUCCUAAGAUGCCAUCCGCAAUUGCAGGUUCCACACAGUUCCCUGAUCCCCGUUCAUUUGCACUUAAUCAGAGAGGCACCAACUCUCCGACAGACCCAUCACACAUUCCAUCUUCAACAGUUCAACUGCAGUCUGAUUCAAGCCAUUCAGUCAUUGAAAACAGUGCUAAAAAACUGCGGGAGGCAGAACGUCAGUCAGACUCUCAUGGAAUGCAAGUCAGCCAAAUGUCUUCUUCUAGUGUGGUAGCUGGGAAUCAAGAAAGGGAGCGCUCAUCUGGUCCUAUGCAAAUACUUAAUAAGCAGCAACAACCGUUGCAGUAUCCACAAUCAUCCUAUUCCAUGUAUGGAAGUACUGGUGGUAAUUAUCACCCAUAUACGGGGACAAGUAUCAAUACAUUGCCUCUCAAACAGCAACCUCAUGAUUCACAACUUAGGCAAAUACCACAACAUCAAAGCAUGGGUUCAGCUCAGUCAGGUGGGGAAGCAAAGGGAGGGAACGUCAUGGGUGUGUCCAAUUUGGAGAGGCAAAAUUUGAUGAAGGACCCUAGUAGACUGCAGGGUGGAUCUCUUUCGCACUUUACAAAUAAUUCAAAUUUACAACAGAAUAUAGCUCCUUGGCAAUCCUCAAAUAAAGAGCCACAUUCUGGUCCUUUGUCAUCAAUGCCUUUUGUAAAACAGGAACUGACUGAUCAGACUGCUGAGCAGCAGCACAAACCCCCAUUGUCUAAUUCACAGGAAUUGACUUCUGCUGCGAAACUUGAGCAGGGGAAUGGGUCACCUGGAAUUUCAAUGGACGAGCCGUUAGAUAAGCAAUCUUCAAGAAUGGGGUUUCCAGCAUCUGUAAGCAUUGGGGCUUCAUCUUCUACAAGCACAGUGCCCCCGAAUUCUGUUUCUUCUUCCAUGACAACGCAAGCUGAUCCCAACGUCUUGUUAGGCCAUCGAAUACCCUCUGGAACUUCUCCUGCUGGGAUUAGUAAUAGAGCACCUCCAAAAAAGCCUUCUGUUGGCCAAAAGAAGCCUCUUGAAGCACUUGGUUCUUCACCACCUCCGUCUAGUAAGAAGCAAAAGGUAUCCGGGAACUUUUUGGAUCAAAGCAUUGAACAACUGAAUGAUGUGACUGCUGUUAGUGGAGUUAAUCUUAGGGAAGAGGAAGAGCAGCUGUUUUCUGGGCCCAAGGAGGAUAGUCGAGCUUCAGAAGCAUCUCGAAAGUUUGUGCAAGAAGAAGAAGAGAGGCUGAUUUUGCAGAAGGAUCCCUUGCAGAAAAAGUUGGCAGAAAUUAUGAUCAAAUGUGGAUUGAAAAGUGUAAGCUAUGAUGUGGAGCGGUGCUUGUCACUGUGUGUGGAGGAAAGAAUGAGGGGACUAAUAAAUAAUCUGAUCAGACUGUCAAAGCAGAGAGUUGAUGCUGAGAAGCCAAGACACCGCACUAUUAUUACCUCUGAUGUUCGGCAGCAAGUUAUGAAUCUCAACCAGAAUGCCAGGGAAGAAUUUGAAAAAAAGCAGGCCGAGGCAGAAAAACUUCGAAAGCUUAAUGAACCUGAGGUUAGCAAUGGAGUUGAUGGUGAUAAGGACAAAGAUGAAGGUCGUUCGAAAUCAUUUAAGCCAAACAAAGAGGAAGAUGACAAAAUGAGGACAACAGCAGCAAAUGUUGCUGCCCGAGCUGCUGUUGGAGGAGAUGACAUGUUGUCAAAAUGGCAACUUAUGGCUGAGCAAGCCCGGCAAAAACGUGAAGGUGGGAUUGAUGUAGCAUCUGGGUCCCAGCCAGGUAAAGAUGUAAACCGCAAGCCUACAUUAUCAGCAGGAAGAACUAUGAAGGACAAUCAAGAAGCAGAGAAAAGGAGCGGUGGAACUCCUGUUGCUUCAGCUGCCGGGACUAUUAGAAAAUGUGGAAAGAACCAAGUUAAUGUGCCUCAAACGAAGGUGGCUCGUAGUAUAUCUGUUAAGGAUGUGAUUGCUGUCCUAGAGAGAGAACCUCAGAUGUCGAGAUCUACUAUGAUAUAUCGCUUGUUUGAGAGAGUUCAAUCUAGCACCACUGGUGAAUAAAGGUACAAGUUUAAAACCUUGUAGCAAAAUGAUUGGAAGGAAACCAAGUCUCUUUGAACCAACCCCGUCUAUCAGAAUGCAGCGGAACCUUGUGCUUUACGGAGUUGUUAUUCUUCCCAUUCAUUUGGUUGUAAAUGUAAUUCUGCUGGUGUUGGUAAGUUUGCUGUACCAUAAGCUUUUAUUGUUGUUGGCAAAGCUGGCCGAUGAUGGUUUUACUAUUCUUCCCUUUAUUUGUGUUAUUUUAUCAUGCUGUUCCAAUACGUCACCCUCGUUUCAUC
Messenger RNA from Malus domestica (apple), 3615 nucleotides. Its product is annotated as transcription initiation factor TFIID subunit 4b. NCBI's taxonomy places the organism in Eukaryota, Viridiplantae, Streptophyta, Magnoliopsida, Rosales, Rosaceae. The record is from RefSeq and is a predicted model, not a curated record. Gene Ontology annotation, cellular component: transcription factor TFIID complex. Gene Ontology annotation, molecular function: RNA polymerase II general transcription initiation factor activity; protein heterodimerization activity; DNA binding. Gene Ontology annotation, biological process: transcription initiation at RNA polymerase II promoter.